GGCAGUCGGGUUAAACAGCCUGAUCAAAGUCCACAUGAGAUCAUUUUAUUUGUAAUAUCGAGUUUGCUCUCAUCACAAACACGAUAAGACAAUAAUAGUGUCUUACCUGGCAGCCUCCAGGGUUGAAGCGAUGAGAAGUAAAGCAGGACAGUUUAAUCUUGAACCAGCUGCAGCUUCACAGUUUCACUUUAUUUCCCGGAAAACAAGAUGGAAAAAAAAGUUAGAAAUUAUUCUACUGACGUCUAGCGUUUGUAAAGGGAAUUGCUUUUAUUCUGACAGCAAUUUUGAAAAAUACAAUCCUUGUUUUUUUGCAAAAUAGUUGGAAGAGUGCAAGCAUGAACACGGCCGAAUGUGCUGCUCUUCAUUAAUGAUUAAUACACAGUAUUGAUCGGCUGUGUUUUGGGGAUUAUGGCCUGUUUGAGUAAGGGAUCGUGUGGGUGUCAAUGUUUGCUGCAGGGCCUUCUAACAUCAUGUUUUUUCUCAGUGUCGGGUUGUGAUCGGAGGAUUAAUCUCCAAAAACGACGUCAGAGCAGAGAUCUCAUCCAACCAGUGUUAUAAAACUGUAUGUUCAUCGUCCACAGACCUCCAACAAUGAAACUGUUGCUGCACUUUAUUCUCCUCACAGUCGGACUGGCCACAGGCUACCGCAGCCCACUGAAUGACUUCCAGCGCUCAGAGGGCCGAGAGCUCGUCCCCACCUCCUGGAACUCAGCUCGAGUGUUGUUGUUACCGGGCCUGAACCUGGAGGACUGCGCCACACGCUGCUCACAGUCUCUGGACUGCAGAGCGUUCAACUACGAGACGCGUCCGAUUGUUUCCUGCAAACAUCUUCCCUGGGUGGGUGACGGGAGCAACGCGGAGGUGAAGAGGAACGUAAACUGUGACCUUUACGAGAAGAAGGUCUAUGUCAGAAAGUGCAUCGUGAGUAAAGGAGAAGACUACCGAGGGAAAGUCUUCACCACGAGAAGCGGGCUCACCUGCCAACAGUGGUGGUCCAAGUUUCCUCACGAUCACAGGUGGACUCCUACAGCUACUAACGGUCUGGAGUUGAACUACUGCAGGAAUCCAGAUGGGGAUCGGAUCGGCCCGUGGUGCUACACCACCGACCCUGAGCGCCGUUAUGAAAGCUGCAACAUCCCCCAGUGUAAAGAUGAGGUAUGCAUCACAUGUAAUGGAGAGGACUACAGAGGACAGGUUGACCACACUGUGAGUGGCAGAGAGUGUCAGAGAUGGGACCAGCAGUACCCUCACCAACACAUCUACCAGCCUGAAAAGUAUCCUGAUAAGAGUUUAGAUGACAACUACUGCCGUAACCCCGACGCCUCCCCGGUGCCCUGGUGUUACACCACAGAGACCGAGGUGGAGAGGGAGAACUGUGAGAUCAGCAAGUGCACUGAGGUGCGGGUGGAGAAACGCCAGCGCUCCAGCUUCACAACGAACUGUUUUCGUGGACGGGGGGAGGAUUACCGCGGUAAAGUCAACGAGACAACAUCCGGUAUCCCCUGUCAGCCGUGGGAUGCCCAAAACCCUCAUGAGCAUCCCUUCUACCCAAACACAUAUGAAUGCAAAGGUUUAAAGGAGAACUACUGUCGUAACCCAGAUGGGUCGGAGGCUCCCUGGUGCUUCACAUCUGUGCCAGAGAUGAGGACUGCUCUCUGCUUACAGAUCAAACGCUGUGCAGACGACAUAGAGGCUGAAGAUUGCUACCAUGAAAAUGGAAGAAACUACAGAGGCAUGGUCCGCAAAACUCGCAAGGGGAUCACCUGCCAGAAAUGGAACGUUAACACACCUCACCAAACCAAGAUAAACCCAAGGACGCAUCCUGAGGCCAACCUGACGGAGAACUACUGUCGUAACCCGGAUGGGGACCAGCACGGACCCUGGUGCUACACCACCGACCACAAAACUGAGUUUGACUACUGUGCCAUCAAACAGUGUGCUGGAGAGAAAGUGUCCAUGAUUGAACCAGUAGAGAAAGUGGAGUUCAGUGAGUGCGGGAAGAGAGAGGACCGCAUCCAGAGGACGAGGUUGCGUAUUGUGAAUGGGGUUCCUGGGAACUCGCCGUGGACAGUGAGCCUGAGAGACAGGAAAGGAAACCAUUUCUGUGGAGGAUCCCUUGUUAACCCCAGAUGGGUGAUCAGCACAAAGCAGUGUUUCUCCUCCUGCUACGUGGACCUGCCCGGGUACUCGGCCAUGAUGGGAACACUAUUUCGUGAUCCACAAGAAGAGGAGCCCGGCAUGCAAACCAUCCCUCUGACAAAGAUCGUCUGUGGACCCUCAGAGUCUCAGCUGGUCAUGCUACAACUGGAAUACCCGGCCCAGUUUAAUGAGCGUGUCUCUCAGAUCUGCCUCCCUCCUGAGCGCUACAUUGUAGCUGAGGAGACACCAUGUGAGAUCGCAGGAUGGGGUGAGACUCGAGGGACUGGAGAUGAGACUGUCCUCAAUGUGGCCCACAUACCAGUUCUUAGUAACAAGGAAUGCAACAAAUACUUCAGAGGACGUGUUCGUGAGAAUGAGAUGUGCACGUCCACUUUCCAGGGCGGGGUUGGCGCCUGUGAGAGAGACUACGGCGGCCCUCUGGCGUGUCAGAACAGGGACUGCUGGGUACUCGAGGGUGUGAUCAUCCCCAUGAGGCGCUGCGGACACCCGGGGCAGCCCAACAUCUUCAUCCGAGUCUCUGUCUACGUGGACUGGAUCAAGAAGGUCAUGGAGAUGGCUUAGAGACAGAGACUGCCAUCCAACAGGAACUGAUCAAAUCUGCUGGCUAGGCCCUAAAGAGCAGUUAUUCCUUUUACUAAAUACAUUGUUCUUCUUCUCAGAUGUCUCUUGUACAAUUAAAAAAUGUUAAUAAUACAUGAGGUUUAUAGUCAGAUUUUAUUAUACAGGUUAUAACAUUACUCCUAAACAUAAUCACGUAUGCUGCAAAACAAUGCAGAAAGGAUUUUUCAUAAAAAUAAAGUAAACUUCUACACAUUUCAUGAAGUCCCCCCGUUUACAUCUUUAUAUAUUGCUUAUAAAUGCUAAAGUAUAAUGCAGUUGUAAGCAGAUAUAAGGCCAGGUGUUAAUUGAUGUGGCAACAAUGAUAUCUUCUGCCCAUGAAAGGAUAGUUUAUAACUUUGUGUUUACUAUAUGUUCAGACAGCAGCCUCCACUUAGGAGUUCCACAACAGAAGUUAUAGUUGUUCACAAAAACAUUAUUAAACAAUGCUUACAACUAAUUUAUAGUGCAUUAAAAAACAUUUAUUAAAAGGUUUAUAUACUGCUUAGAAAUGCUAAAUAUGAGCACUUAAAGUAAAGUGUUUUUGUUAUUUAUUCACCAAAAAAGGAUGCAGGGACAAAAACUAAUUGUAGCCCCGAAGGUUCAGAGGAGAACAACUGAGAAUAAGUAACUCCCAAUAACAGGAGCGAGGUGGGGGGUGGGGGUUUACAGCACACAUUUUAAGUUCCUAACAUCCCCUGGAAAUGCACCCUUUACCACAAAACUGUACGCUUCCCCUCCUCUCCCUGGCAUUGAAUGGAGCUCCAAAAUACCUUCUUUGCCCCCAGCCUCUAAAGAAAUCCCUCCUCUGCCUGUCUUUUGAUGCCUGCCCCCACCUCUAAAGACAUGCCUUUGUGCCUUAUGCAGAACUGUAUGCGCUGCACAUUCUUUCUAGUUCUAUAGGAGGAUUUUUGUAACCCGGUCCUGAUGAGCCCACGGAAUUCAGCUUAAAUAAACCUCAAGAUCAGAGUCCGACCGAAUCUCAGACACACCAGCCUGCAGAGGGCCACUGAACUCACACAAUUUCUCUCUCAUGCAAACCCUCCCCCCUCUCUCUCUGUCUUAUACAUUUUCACACCAACAUUUUUUUUCUCGACAAUCCAAAGAUACUGACAUUUUAUCUUUAGCAGAACUAAUAGCGCUGAAGUGUAGAAGAUGUUCGCUUUAACAAAUAAUGGACAAUGAUCCUCCUGUUGGACACAGCGUGUGGAAAUGGCAGGUUGACUGUUGUGAUUUCAGCCUCAUUCUGCUCACUUUCAUUUAGUACUUGUUAUAGUGGAUGACUAAUAAAAACUCAUAUAUGACUACCAGUUCUGGCUUAAAGCUUCUGGGAAACCUGAAUACAUUUUUAAUAAAUGUUGCCACAGAUGUAUGCAAAUAGUUUCUUUGUUAUUUUGUUUUAGGCAUCGUAUGGUUAUGUUCUGUGUGUAGGCUGAAUGAAAUAAACACUUUGAAUCUUUGAA
Molecule: messenger RNA, 4220 nt
Organism: Cottoperca gobio
Lineage: Eukaryota; Metazoa; Chordata; Actinopteri; Perciformes; Bovichtidae
Gene: mst1
Product: macrophage stimulating 1
Exons: 18
Coding region: 565-2721 (718 amino acids)
Biological process (GO): proteolysis; regulation of receptor signaling pathway via JAK-STAT
Molecular function (GO): serine-type endopeptidase activity; receptor tyrosine kinase binding
Source: RefSeq, a predicted model, not a curated record